This is a messenger RNA of Anarrhichthys ocellatus (wolf-eel), 2507 nucleotides long. Its product is annotated as matrix metalloproteinase-16-like. The record is from RefSeq and is a predicted model, not a curated record. The transcript has 4 exons. Gene Ontology annotation, molecular function: metalloendopeptidase activity; zinc ion binding. Bases 1533 to 2090 code for a protein of 185 amino acids. Gene Ontology annotation, cellular component: extracellular matrix; plasma membrane. Lineage: Eukaryota; Metazoa; Chordata; Actinopteri; Perciformes; Anarhichadidae. Gene Ontology annotation, biological process: skeletal system development; extracellular matrix organization; proteolysis.
CUUUACCAACUUCCACCAGCAAUCCCCACAUUCCAUUAUUAUAUUCAACUUUAUUUCAGACACAUGAGUCCAUAUAAAAAAAACUAAAACAACGACACUUUUUACCAUCAUAAAAAAAAAAUAAAGGAAUAUUUAGAUUUAGAUCCUCCUUGGUUUUAGCAAUCAUGAUAACACUCUUUUUAGAGUUGAAUUUAACAUUAAUAUUAAGGUAUUUUGUUUUAAAACAUUUAAAUAUUGGGAGUUAUCAACAUUUAAAAUGUGAAAUGACAUUGCCCUGCUCUACUCACAUGGUGUUUGUCCGCAUUGAGCUUUCACCAUCCACAGAUCCAUUUGCUAUGAUGAUGAGCUAUGGUCUGCUUUGUACAAUCAGUAGUGCACAUAUCCACACAGCGGUCGGGCCUCUGGGCAUUCCUCUGCUAUGUGCACACACUGCCAGUUAGCUGAUCAACAUCCCAAAGCUCUAUUUCACGUUUAGGCAACCACAACAAAAAAAAACAAAUCACAAAGAUUUCCAUCUCGUACUGUAACAGGCGUCUUGUUUUUUCACCCCAGUUUGUAGCUCUCUGUGAAAAGAUACAAACGGGCCUUCCAUUGAGUUUCUGGAGAGCUCUGGAGCCCGAAGUGAGGCCCGCUCUCCGCAACAGAAGCUGCACACUCACAUUUGUGCCAUUGUUGUAGAACGGUUUGCCUUUUUAUUGCAUUCUCCUUGCCUGCUCUCACACCAUGCGUGCCAACCCCCCCCACCCCACCCCCGCACACACCUUCUCAGUGUGUAUGCUAUCCUGGGCAGCAGGCCUCUAGAACGACUGAAGCAGCUCGGCGACAUCGUGUACGAGGAUAGCGCUCAGGUUUCGCGGCGUGGUGAUGCCGAGAGUGUCAAAGACAGCUCAUUGCGUCUUUGGGUUGUCUCUCGACACAGUACAAUCUGUUUUUCUUUUUUAUUGGUUGAAUUUUCUUUUGGUCGGUUGGCUUUGUGUUGCUAAAUGCAGCAGUUGGCGGAGUCCGUUCGCCGUCUUUAUGAUGAAGACUGAGAGGGUACAGAGAGGCUGGGACUAUCCAAAUCCCUAAAGCCUCUUCCGUGGGGAGCCCAGCCGAUCCCUCAUCUUCGCCCCGGUCCAAAGAUCUGAGCUGUGAUUCCCUCCAGCAGGAUUUUAUAGAGACACAGAAAGCUCUAUUACACCAAAAGCCUGUCCCCGACAAGCCAAAUGACAAGAUAACAAGUGACAUUUUGCUCUAUAACAUUGUAUGGAGGUUUCUUACUGGAAAAAUGCCUUUAGAUCCAUUUGCUGAUCUUUUUCUUACUUAUGUUUCUGUAGUUAAGCUGUAUCUUGAUGGUGAUUUAAUAGUGUUCUAGGUCAUAUAGAACAGGGAAUAAGGCAAUUCCCUGAACCCUCAGUGUACAGUUCCUUUUGCAUAGACGUUAGCAUGUCACCUGGAACCCCUUCCCUGUAAAUACUCACCCUUCCCUCCCUCUCUUUUGUCUGCAGUCAUGGCUCCAGAGGUACGGCUACCUCCCUCCUGCAGACCCCAGAAUGUCGGUGCUGCGCUCUGCUCGAGUCAUGCAGUCCGCUAUCGCUGCCAUGCAGCGCCGCUACGGCCUCAAUGUCACAGGCUCUCUGGACAGCAGCACUAUAGGCGAUAACACGAUAAGGUGGAUGAAGAAGCCAAGAUGUGGGGUUCCCGACCAGAUAGGAGGCGCAUCCAAAUUCAGUGUCAGGAAACGGCGGUACGCCCUGACAGGACAGAAGUGGCAACACAAACACAUCACAUACAGCAUAAAGAACGUGACACCCAAAGUGGGGGCAGAGGAGACCCACGAUGCCAUUCGGCGGGCCUUCGACGUCUGGCAAAAUGUAACGCCGCUGCGCUUCGAGGCCGUGCCCUACAGCGAGCUGGAGAGGACCAAGAAAGACGUGGACAUCACCAUCAUCUUCGCUUCGGGUUUCCACGGCGAUAGCUCGCCCUUUGAUGGCGAGGGUGGCUUCCUGGCCCACGCCUACUUUCCAGGGCCGGGAAUAGGAGGCGACACCCACUUUGACUCAGACGAACCGUGGACGCUGGGCAACCCCAACCACGACGGUAAGCGUUGAUUCAUGUUCUUGGGAGAUGGUAUCAGACAUAUUUUUAAAACAAAAGGUCUGUCAGCUGAUUCACCUGGAAUGAGUGUGUGAAUGUAGAAUAUGUACAGGGUUGAUAUUUUGCGUCUAGGCUCCGUCUCUCCCCAUAAAGAAACCCAGAGCUCAGCACAUCAGGGAGUGGAGGGUGACGAUAAUAACUUAUCCUCUCGGGGAACAAAGUCUCAGAGCCUACAGGUGGAUGCUGAGGCGGAGCUGCUGCCUGUGAAAUGCUAUACGAACAGCGCUAGCGGUGAGCGGGGAGUGAUGAGAAUAACUUAGCCCUAGAGGAGCAUAGACUCAGAGCCUACAGCUGGAUGCUGAGGUGGAGCUUUUGAAAUGCUAUAACAACAACAACAACAACAACAACAACAACAACAACAACAACAACAA